Messenger RNA from Penicillium brasilianum, 1038 nucleotides. NCBI's taxonomy places the organism in Eukaryota, Fungi, Ascomycota, Eurotiomycetes, Eurotiales, Aspergillaceae. The record is from the annotation of a GenBank genome assembly.
GGGAGAUAUCGUGAAGACAGUAUUACUACAAAGCUUAUUUAAAGAAGUAUGUGAGAUCCAGAUUUCGUCUUGAUAUUCAUCUGCUUGUUGUGUCAUUACCCAUUAACGACCUCUGGAUCCAUUGCUUCUUACACCCCAUUUUAAGACACAAUCCUCAAAAAGCUACAAACAUGUCGCUUCAGCCAAUCAAGCUAUACGGCCACGGCCCGGGACCCAACCCCUGGAAGGUCGUCAUGGUCUUCGAGGAACUCAACAUCCCUUACGUCAGCAUCGCCGUUGACUUUGCCGAAAUGAAAAAGGAGCCCUACGUGUCCGUCAAUCCAAACGGCCGGGUCCCUGCCAUCGAAGAUCCAAACACUGGAAUUACCUUGUGGGAGUCUGGUGCCAUUCUCGAAUACCUAGUCGAGACCUAUGACAAGGAACACACCAUCAGCUUUGACGCCGGCUCCAAGGACUAUUUCCUUGCCAAGCAAUGGCUGCACUUCCAAAUGUCCGGCCAGGGUCCCUACUUCGGCCAGGCUGUCUGGUUCACCCGCUUCCAUCCGGAGAAGGUUGAGAGCGCCAAGGAGCGCUACGUGAAGGAGAUCCGUCGGGUUUCUGGAGUGCUGGACAAAUUCCUCGCAGACAAAGAGUAUCUCGUCGGUGAUAAGUUCAGCUACGUCGAUCUUGCUUUCAUUCCUUGGUUUUUCGUCGUGACUCUGUUCGAUAUCGACCUGGCCAAGGAGUUCCCUAACGUUGAGGCUUGGUUGAACCGCCAGAAGGCCCGUCCUGCUGUCGAGAAGGCAUUGAAGCUCCGGAGCGAAGCAGUUGCGGCGCACUAAAUUGUUUCUUUGUAUUGAUAUUAUGAGCUGUACAUAAGCCGCUUUGACUUUUGUCUAUUAGCAGUUACACAAGAGAUGAGGAUAAGAAUAUGAGAUUUGCGAUACUGAACGGAUAGCCCGUUGUGGGACUCUGGAUAGAUCAUCUUGAGUACCGAUCUGGAGAUAUAAAUAGCAUUAUUCUAGAGCUCUUUUCUCAAAUAAUGGUUCGUUUCUCAAG